AUGGCGAAUGCAGUUACAAUUCAAGACAUCAACAUGGCAUAUGAAACUAUUUCCCAUUAUGUUCAUACUACCCCUGUCUUUACCAAUUUAACUCUAGACCAUCUUGUUGGAAGAAAAGUGUUUUUCAAAGCUGAGAAUUUUCAGAAAACAGGAUCAUUCAAAGCGAGAGGAGCAUUAAAUGCGGUUCUGGCACUAAAAUCCAAGAACCCGUAUGUUAAAGGCGUUGUCACUCACAGCAGUGGAAACCAUGGAGAAGCUUUGGCCUGGGCCUCCAAAAUCGCCCAAGUGGAAUGUAUAGUAGUUGUUACAAAAGAUACACCAAAAACAAAGUGUCAAGCCAUUAAAGGCUAUGGAGCUGAACUUGUAUUUUGUCAAUCUCCUUCGGACAGGAAAAAAACAUGUGACCAUAUUUCCAACGAAAAGAAUUUUCCAUACGUUCCUACAGCUGACCACUAUGAUAUCAUUGCAGGACAGGGUACAAUAGCUGUAGAGUUUUUGAAGCAAGUGCCAGAAUUAGACGCCAUUUUGGUUCCUGUUAGUGGUGGAGGAAUGGCCUCAGGGAUUGCAAUAGCAGCUAAAGCGAUUAAACCAAAUAUCAAAGUGUUUUUGAUUGAACCGGAAGGGAAAAUGUGCGAACUGUGCCUCCAAACAGGAACACGCCUCUGGUCCGAUCCCCCUAAAUUUCUGCACACAAUAGCAGACGGAUUAAGGCUACAACCAAUAGGGAAAUUGACAUGGCCUAUCAUUCUAGAUUUUGUAGAAAAAGAAGUAUUUUCAGUGACUGACGAAGACAUAAUAAAGGCAAUGAAAUUUGUAUUUGAAAGAUUGAAGUUGGUGAUCGAGCCAACUUCAGCUAUAGGUGUAGCGGCAGUGAUGUCAGAAAGGUUAGCGGCCAUGGAUACCAAAAUGAAGAAUAUAGGCGUUAUAUUGAGUGGUGGAAAUGUAGAUACAGACCAUCUACCGUGGUGCUAA
Molecule: messenger RNA, 972 nt
Organism: Saccostrea echinata
Lineage: Eukaryota; Metazoa; Mollusca; Bivalvia; Ostreida; Ostreidae
Product: probable serine racemase
Exons: 9
Coding region: 1-972 (323 amino acids)
Biological process (GO): D-serine biosynthetic process; L-serine metabolic process; pyruvate biosynthetic process
Molecular function (GO): serine racemase activity; L-serine ammonia-lyase activity; magnesium ion binding
Source: RefSeq, a predicted model, not a curated record